AUGCCAAAGAAGAAACGUACGCGCGGCAAGCGAGGGGGUUGGCGUACCCACCUUAAGGAGUUACAAAGGGAGCUCCUUAACGCGGGAAGCUUUGACCCUUCCAUUUAUUGGAGGGAGGACGCGGCGAACGCUACCAAACCUCCGAAACUCGACACAACCGUCGAUAUCGCCGAUCCAACAGCCGCAACAUCUAAAGCCUCCACCUCGGAAAUCCUGGCUACAGUUGCACCAUCGUCGCGACCAAAACCGCCUCCAUCUCCGCCCCACGUGGCGCCCAUUCGAAAGCCUACUAGGCCCAUCAUAAUUACGCCUAAGCCGCGAAUCAUUAUCAAAGCUCUGCUCGUGAAAAGUGACUCAUGGUCGUACGUGAACGGCGACAUUCCAAGGCCUAUCGUAGCCGGCACAGGUCAAGCAUUUUCUGUUUCUCAGGCUGCGGCCAAUGCCUGGAUCGUCCAAGAUCGAAAGGCGAAAUCCGAUUUAAUUCUGUCAAUUAGCCCGGAACAGCUCAAGCAUCUUCGAAACUGCGACACAUCGAAAGAGGUAUGGGACAAAUUAAAGUCAGUAUACGCUUCGCAAGGACCAAUGAGAAAAGCUACUCUCCUAGAGCAGUUACUGUUGCAAAAAAUGCGCGAAGGAGACGAUGUCCGAGAUUAUCUAUCACGAUUCAUGAGCACCGUAGACAAACUACAAGCCCUGAAUAUCGAUAUUAACGGCGAUUUGCUGUCGGUCAUGUUGCUUCACAGUUUACCGACCAAUUUCGACAAUUUUUGUUGUGCAAUCAAAUCAUGUGACACAACUUAA
Molecule: messenger RNA, 801 nt
Organism: Trachymyrmex cornetzi
Lineage: Eukaryota; Metazoa; Arthropoda; Insecta; Hymenoptera; Formicidae
Exons: 2
Coding region: 1-801 (266 amino acids)
Source: RefSeq, a predicted model, not a curated record